UGCUGGGGAUGCCGGCGCGGCCCCUCACGAUGCCGCUCCGCAGGCUCCUGCCCCUUUGUCUGCUCUGCCUCCAGGCUGCGCUCCCGCUCCGCGGCCACCGCGGCCGCUACGCCGGUGAUAAAGUCAUACGAGUUGUUCCUGAGAAUGAGAGGGAAACGCAGAUCCUGAGGGCUGCAUUCAACAGGCUUAAGGUGGACUUGUGGCAGCCCAGCAGCCCCUUCCACAUCGUCCAAGGCGCAGUGGCUGACGUGCGAGUACCGCAGAACACGACGCGGAGCCUGCUGCCCUUCCUCCAGCAAGCAAACAUCCAGUACACGAUUCUCAUAUCAGACCUACAGCAAGCAAUAGAAAACCAAACUGGAGGGAGGUCCCAUAGGAAUCGAAGGUCCCUCCCUGGGUAUAACUAUGAAGUAUACCACUCCCUGGAAGAGAUCGAGGACUGGAUGCAUUAUCUGAAUAGAACUUAUUCAGAUCUUGUUCACAUGUUCUCUGUUGGAAAAUCCUAUGAAGGGAGACCACUGUAUGUACUCAAGUUAGGUAAAAGAUCACGGCCCUACAAGAAAGCUGUCUGGAUAGACUGUGGGAUUCAUGCAAGAGAGUGGAUUGGCCCAGCCUUUUGCCAGUGGUUCGUGAAAGAAGCUCUUCAGACAUACCAGACUGAUCCUGACAUGAGAAAGAUGCUAACUCAGCUGUAUUUCUAUAUUAUGCCUGUAUUUAACGUGGAUGGAUAUCAUUUCAGCUGGACAAAUGAUCGAUUUUGGAGAAAAACAAGAUCAAAGAACAUGAGGUUUCACUGUCAUGGUGUUGAUGCUAAUCGCAACUGGAAAGUGAAAUGGUGUGAUGAAGGUGCUUCACUACACCCAUGUGAUGACACUUACUGUGGUCCUUUUCCCGAGUCUGAGCCUGAAGUAAAGGCUGUUGCUCAUUUUCUUCGCAAACACCGGAAACAAAUAAAAGCCUAUUUGUCCUUCCAUGCCUAUGCACAGAUGCUGCUGUACCCUUACUCCUACAAAUAUGCAACCAUUCCCAACUUCAACUGCGUGGAAUCAGCAGCCUAUAAUGCUGUUAAUGCUCUUCAGUCAGCCUAUGGUGUAAGAUACAGAUACGGCCCUGCAUCCAGCACUUUGUAUGUGAGUUCUGGCAGCUCUAUGGACUGGGCUUACAAAAAUGGCAUCCCAUAUGCAUUUGCAUUCGAGCUGCGUGACACUGGCCAUUUUGGAUUUCUGCUUCCCGAAAUGCUGAUCAAACCAACCUGCACAGAGACCAUGCUUGCAGUUAAAAAUAUUACUCUUCACUUGCUGAAGAAAUGUCAUUGAGAUGGAUUUCUGUGAGCUGGAAGGAAACAUUUUACUCCUAGUGCUGAUGCCUUUCAGUGUAUUCAGUUGCCAUCCUAAGUAUGGCCACUUCAGAAUUCAGAAGCUAAUGGGAAAUGUGAUAUUGUUUCUGCCAAAUUAACUUAGUGGAAAAUGGG
Passer montanus (Eurasian tree sparrow) is the source of this 1471-nucleotide messenger RNA. It is a transcript of the gene CPA6, whose product is annotated as carboxypeptidase A6. Bases 9 to 1316 code for a protein of 435 amino acids. The record is from RefSeq and is a predicted model, not a curated record. The transcript has 11 exons. Gene Ontology annotation, biological process: proteolysis. Gene Ontology annotation, molecular function: metallocarboxypeptidase activity; zinc ion binding. Lineage: Eukaryota; Metazoa; Chordata; Aves; Passeriformes; Passeridae.